CUCAUCCUAGUCAUGUGCAAGCGAAAGCCGUUAUAAUUUGUAAUGUUUUUUAAAACCCUUCUCUCUCUCUCUCUCUCUCUCCGGUUUUUCUUCGUGUCUGAGAGGAAGAAAAAGAAGAGGGCCUUCUGCGAUGCAGGUGAGCCAGGGAGCGACGCUGCUUGCCCUGGCGCUGUGGGUGCUCUGCUCGCCGGCACUGAGCACAGAAGGCAAACGGAAGCUGCAGAUUGGCGUCAAGAAGCGGGUGGACAACUGCCCCAUCAAGUCCCGCAAGGGGGAUGUGCUCCACAUGCAUUACACGGGAAAGCUGGAAGAUGGGACGGAGUUUGAUAGCAGCCUGGCUCGCGAUCAGCCGUUUAUCUUCUCCUUGGGGACUGGACAAGUCAUUAAAGGCUGGGAUCAGGGCCUGCUUGGGAUGUGCGAGGGGGAGAAGAGGAAGCUGGUGAUUCCCUCUGAGCUGGGUUACGGGGACCGGGGUGCACCACCCAAGAUCCCAGGUGGCGCAACCCUAAUCUUUGAAGUGGAGCUGCUGAAGAUUGAGCGACGGCAGGAACUGUAGCGACAUCUCUUUGGGAGAGGGGGCACGUGGGGAGGGGAGGUAAUCUUAAUGGACUCAGGACUUGUUGACGUUGAUGGGCCAAAUAAAAGCACAGACCAGAGUU
Molecule: messenger RNA, 659 nt
Organism: Rhineura floridana
Lineage: Eukaryota; Metazoa; Chordata; Lepidosauria; Squamata; Rhineuridae
Gene: FKBP2
Product: FKBP prolyl isomerase 2
Exons: 6
Coding region: 131-556 (141 amino acids)
Biological process (GO): protein peptidyl-prolyl isomerization
Molecular function (GO): peptidyl-prolyl cis-trans isomerase activity
Source: RefSeq, a predicted model, not a curated record